AUGUCUGCCGUCAACGCUCUUACCACCGACAUGGCCGCGACCGCCAUCAACGAAACUGCCAACACCAACGGCACCGCUCCCGCCGCUACUCAGGCUGCUGACGCUGCAGCUGCCAGCGCGGAUGAGGGUCGUCGUCUGUACAUCGGGAACCUCGCCUACGCGACCACCGAGGAGGAGCUUAAGGAGUUCUUCAAGAGCUACACCAUCGAGAGCACCUCGAUCCCGGUGAACCCCCGCACCAACCGCCCCGUUGGCUACGCCUUUGUGGACCUCGCCACUGCCCAUGAGGCCUCCGACGCCAUUGAGGAACUUUCCGGCAAGGAGAUACUCUCUCGCAAGGUGUCUGUGCAGCUGGCCCGCAAGCCGGAGCCCGCAGAGGCUAAGGAAGCUGCUGCCAGCAGCGGCGAGGGUGCCAGCGGCAAUGAGGGCCGCAAGCGCGCCGGUGGCCGCGGCCGUGGCCGUGGUCGCGCUCGUGGCCGUGGCGGCCGUGUUGGACGUGGUCGUGGCGCUCAGGAGGGCCAGGAAUCAACCGAGGCCAACGCUGCCGAGCAGGCUCCUCUGGCUGAGGCCACCAACGAGAACGACGCUGCUGGCACCGAGGGAGCUAAGAAGGCUCGCGCAGCCCGCCCCCAGAAGCAGCGUGGCCCCCCCGAGGAUGGUAUUCCCUCCAAGACCAAGGUCAUGGUCGCCAACCUCCCCUACGACCUGACCGAAGACAAGCUCAAGGAGAUCUUCGUCGAGUACUCGCCUGUCUCCGCCAAGGUCGCUCUGCGCCCCAUUCCCCGUUUCAUGAUCAAGAAGCUCCAGGCCCGCAACGAGCGUCGCAAGACCCGCGGCUUCGGCUUUGUUAACCUGGCCACCGAGGAGCUCCAAACCAAGGCCGUCAACGAGAUGAACGGCAAGGAGAUCGAUGGCCGCACCAUUGCCGUCAAGGUCGCCAUUGACAGCCCGGGCAAGGAGGAUGAUGUCAACGCGGCUGCUGAUCAGUAUGAGGAGGCCAAUACUCCCGCUGAGGAGAACACCGCCCCUGCUGCCCCCGCCGAGGCCUAA
Messenger RNA from Penicillium cinerascens, 1050 nucleotides. RefSeq lists its product as uncharacterized. The transcript is spliced from 4 exons. Gene Ontology annotation, molecular function: RNA binding. The coding region runs from base 1 to 1050 and encodes 349 amino acids. NCBI's taxonomy places the organism in Eukaryota, Fungi, Ascomycota, Eurotiomycetes, Eurotiales, Aspergillaceae. The record is from RefSeq and is a predicted model, not a curated record.